UUAGGGCAGUUUACCCAUGAUAAAAAGAAAUACUAUAUUCUGGGGACAACUCUCAAAAUAAUUUUUUUGUCAAAAUCAUGGGUACAUUCUUUGUAUUUUCCCAAUUUUCCCUCCUAAACCGAAAUAUUUCCCUCUUUCUUCUUUCCAUUGUAUUUUGGUUCCCUCUCUCACACUAACGCCACUAGGUAAGGGGAAACAAAACCUACAAUCUUUCUUGUUUGCUUCAUCAUUAGCGUCAGUUUUAAAAGGCUUUGAAAUUUGGAUUCUUGGCUUUCAGUAGCAUUGUGAUUUUACUUAGCGUGCAGCUAGGAAAUAUUUGAGCAAUGUUAAUUGGCUGUACCUGUAUCGAGUGUAGCUAAUAUAUGGUGGUUAUUGCUAUAAUGGUGGGUUAGGUUUUUGAUGAAGUUGGUUGAUAUAUUUGACUAAAAUUGUGUGGUUGCAGUGGUGUAGGAAUAUUUUGGAUGAUAGUGGAUGUUGGAUAAAUAGGUUUGAAAUUUUGAUCCUUUAAUCUUCGAGUCCUAACAACCAUGGAGUGUAACAAAGAAGAGGCUGUCAGAGCGAGGGGAAUUGCUGAACAAAAGAUGCAAAAUGGUGAUUUUGAGGGUGCUAAGAAGUUUGCAUUAAAGGCCCAAAAGUUGUUCCCUGAGCUUGAGAACAUACCACAGUUGUUGACAGUAUGUAAUGUUCACUACUGUGCAAAAAACAAACUUUUUGGUUCGGAAAUGGACUGGUAUGGGAUUCUUCAGAUCGAGCAAUCAGCUAAUGAGACUUCCAUCAAGAAGCAGUACAGAAAGCUUGCACUACUGCUCCAUCCAGACAAGAAUAAAUUUGCUGGUGCCGAGGCUGCUUUUAAGUUGAUUGGGGAAGCAAACAGGGUUCUUUCAGACCAAACGAACCGUUCUCAAUAUGAUUUGAAGUGCAAAAUCUCAGUGAAAACUGCACCAAAGUCGGCUUCUCACCCUUCGAAUAAGGCCUCUAAGGAUAGUCAGUAUGAGUUCACAUUCACUGCUUCAUAUUCGUAUCAACAGGCACAACAUCCAACAUUUUGGACACUCUGCAGUGCUUGUGGUAUCAAGUACCAGUACUAUUUGGAUUGUUUGAACAGACUGUUAGAUUGCAAGAGAUGUGGGUCUUCCUUCAUCGCCUUUGACUUGGGUCCUUACGGCCACUCUUGUAGUCAGUUCUCCAAUCAGAAAGAGAUACCGAAUCAGGGACCUUGUAAAGUACCUUCGCAAUGCAAUGGUGGUAGCCACUUCUCGCAUGGAAUUGCAGGGUCAGCUCAUAUUCCAAAGGCAGGAAACUCUCAUGAGGAUUUUACAGCUAAUCAGAAAGUGGACCGGUUUUCAAACACAAGAGACAAAGAGGAGGGUGCUGACAUGCCUAAGCCUAAUGCGACGAAACCCAAAGGUUCAGGAACAUCGAGAAAUGCCAAGAAGAGAGGGAGGAAGUCAGUAGAGGAAUGUGCUGAAACUGCUGACGGUGCUGGACAGGAAGAUUGUGGAAAUAAUAGUGGUUUGAACUCAAAUGCAAAUGCGAGUCAUCCUCCUAGGAGAUCUUCAAGGCAAAAACCUAUUACAGAUUAUUUUUCUUGGCAAAAACGUGCCUAAGUCCAAAUGCGUUAAACUGUGUUUGUGCUUACUUUUCUUUUCCUUUUUUACUACUAAGUUCUGAUGUAAUGAACUUUAAUCUUAUGAAAAUUAUCUCGGAAUAUUAACUUAGAAA
Molecule: messenger RNA, 1722 nt
Organism: Gossypium arboreum
Lineage: Eukaryota; Viridiplantae; Streptophyta; Magnoliopsida; Malvales; Malvaceae
Exons: 2
Coding region: 528-1607 (359 amino acids)
Source: RefSeq, a predicted model, not a curated record